AUGGCUAAAACGACAGCUCGAGAAGUCAUCGGUGACAGCUCACGCAGCUGGGAAGUUGAUACACGCACCGAUGAUGGACGAUCCAACGACUGGAAAGGUGGCAGCGCCAUGCAACAAAAAUGGAACCCUAACUGGGUCUGGAUUAUUGGGCUUCAGGUCGGAUACUGGGUUGGGUCUGGAUCCGGAUUUGGGCUUGCUUGUAAUCUGAUUCAGUCACUGUUUGAUGGAUGGCUGAAACGACAGCUCAGGAAGUCAUCGGUGGCGGUUCACGCGGCUAGGAAGUUGAAAGUAUUGGUGAUUUCAUCAAAGCAAUCUCUACGGGUUUUGAAAUCAGCUGAUGUCAUACUCUCAGAGGACACACGGCAUUCCGGGAUGUUGCUUCACUAUUAUAGCAUCAAAACUGCUCUUCUAAGUUAUCACAAAUAUAAUGAAUCUCAAAGAGAGGAAACAGUUUUGAAGAGGUUAAAACAAGGGGAGAUCAUAGCGUUGGUCAGUGAUGCUGGAAUGCCUGGCAUUAGCGAUCCCGGUACAGAACUGGCAAAGAUAUGUGUGGAUGAGAACAUUCCUGUUAUUCCAAUUCCUGGACCGUCUGCCUUCUUAACUGCUCUUUCUGCCUCAGGAUUGUCCACUGAUGAAUUUACAUUUGUUGGUUUUCUUCCAAAACAUGCCAGUUCACGGAAGGAGAGGCUGAUGACUUCUGCAAGUGAAAAACCAACACAGAUAUUUUAUGUUCCUCCUCACAAGCUUAGCCUGUUUCUUGAAGAAAGUUCCCUGAAUUUUGGCGAUUCAAGGCAAUGUGUCAUAGCUCGGGAACUAACAAAAAUGCAUGAAGAGUCCUGGCGGGGCACUUUGGGGAAAGCAAAGGAAGGCUUCUUAACUCGCCACCCAAAGGGAGAAAUUACCCUCUUGAUUGAGGGCAAUUCAAAUUGCAGUGUGGAAACUCCAUCUGAGAGCGAGUUAGAAAAUGACCUGAGAGAAUUGAUCUCCAGUGGCCAUAGUCUUUCUUCGGCAGUCAAAUUGGUGGCGAAAGGAACAUCAAUGAAAAAGAAAACGAUAUAUUCCCUUGCCCUGAGAAAAUUUGCAAAGAAGAACAAAGCAGAGGAUUCAAAUUAAUGUCAAGCAUUCCGGUAGAAUUGAAUAAGAAGGGUUCGAUAACUUGGAAGUUCGAAAGCCAAGAACAAAACUCACCCUUUUGAUCUAUUUAAUUUAACAGGGAAAAUCCAUAUCCAGCACUAGGUUAUUUUCCUUUUCGCCUGCAUU
This is a messenger RNA of Hibiscus syriacus, 1260 nucleotides long. RefSeq names its product ribosomal RNA small subunit methyltransferase I-like. Bases 1 to 1113 code for a protein of 370 amino acids. The transcript is spliced from 10 exons. NCBI's taxonomy places the organism in Eukaryota, Viridiplantae, Streptophyta, Magnoliopsida, Malvales, Malvaceae. Gene Ontology annotation, molecular function: methyltransferase activity. The record is from RefSeq and is a predicted model, not a curated record.